This is a messenger RNA of Theileria equi strain WA, 1524 nucleotides long. RefSeq lists its product as hypothetical. NCBI's taxonomy places the organism in Eukaryota, Apicomplexa, Aconoidasida, Piroplasmida, Theileriidae. The record is from RefSeq and is a predicted model, not a curated record. The transcript has a single exon. The coding region runs from base 1 to 1524 and encodes 507 amino acids.
AUGGAUGAUAAUAAGAAAGCUGAAAUGAGUCAGAGAGAGAGUGGCAAAGAUAGUAUAAAGAAGGUGGCAGCCUUUCUGGCUGGUUUGUCCUUGUACCAAAUGCCUCAUGCUGCAAUAUCUGCUGGUAACUUUACAGUAGGAAGAUUUCAGAUUCCUCAGAAAUAUGUUGGCUUGUACAUCAACAGAAUGAUUAUAUCCUAUAGGAUCUUCUCAUUGGUUGGGAUUACAAUUACUACGCUCUAUGAACAGUUUAAUGGACCCGCUAUUCCAUUAUUGAACAUUGGUCUGUUCGUGUUCGUUGCACUAUCCCACCUUUUGUUGUUGCUUACGUAUUGUUCAGGAGGAGCUCAGGGUCAUAUUACACUAUACUACUGGAUUGUUGUUGUGGUGGCUCUUAUCAUUGGAAUGUGCUUUGUCUUCAGUGUUAAGUUGGCCAGUGAUGAAAUCAUUUACCUUCUUGCAGCACUGCCCAUAUCCGGAAUUCUUGCAUCCUCCUAUCACAUAUCAUUCAUUGUCAUUUCUGGGUAUUUUAACGCCUCAAACGUAUACUACUGGCUGGUGUUUUGGCAGUUGAUAUGUGCGAUAUCAUUGAUAUCGGUGACUACUGUGGUAUGGAUAUUUGCGUAUGGAAUAGAAGGUGAGGGAAACUCUGGUGGUUCUGGAGGUGCCGGCGGCGGAGGUUCUAGCUCUAGUAGUAGUACUAAUGGAGGCUUCUUAGAGGCAUUAGGUCAUGCAAUAUCUCCACUGUUAUUGGUUGCGCUUGGAUAUGGAAUGCAGAAUAUGUUCUAUCCUUCAGUGGCUCCAUACAAAAUCAUUGGCAUAGACAGAGGUUACAAGAUCGAUGUGGCAGUUUUAUUCACGAGUGCUGUGCCACCAUUAAUCUUCUUGGGUCUGAUCUCCAAAGGAAAGGGUCCAGAUAAAGAUUGGGGAAGUGCUCCGUGGUGGCAUGGAGCCUGGACAUUCUUCGGAAUCGAGAUAUUUUGUGGAAUACUAUUCUUUUCCACCUUGCAUUACCCAAAUAGUGCCAUGCCAAGAUCCAUAAAGGAUAGUAUUUGGGGUCUUGGAUUCUUCACAGUACUCUACGAUUUCUCUGCACAGAUGACUAGAUGUAUAGGAAGUAAUGGAGUUGAUAAACAGAAGGGUGACGCUGCUGCUAAGAUGAACACACUAAACUCCUUUUUGUACUCCUUUACCCAGGUCAUUUUUGCCUUUCUAGGAGACGGAUAUAUUAGAACAUAUCGCCAAGCAGAGGAAAGUUCAGAUUUAUGGCCUACCGCUCACUAUACCACAAGAAGGGCCUUUUGGUUCUGGACUUGGAAUACGACUAAAGUGGCUUGUGGAACGCUCAAAGGUGCUUUUAGUACAGAUGUUAGGGCUGAGAUUCUUGUUAAAAAGGAGCAUCUCUUUAUUGUCUACGACGAUGCUCCUCCUGAGGGUGAUCCCUUUUUUGACCUUCCAUUCAUUCACAAGAAGGAAGAGUCUCCAGAUAAUCACAGUUUCAAGGGAGCAUACAUUUUUCACUAA